UAAUUUUAUUGAUCGUUGAUGGACAGUCACCUCAUGUGCACAUGUGGGCAGCACAAGCUCUGCAUGUCCCAUUUUAAGUCUUUCUUCUGUUGAUAACAUUCGUUAAUACUGACAACGAUUCUUUGUCUGGUUAGCUCUUCUUUAAGGCUUGGCACCGCAUCUGUCUAUCUAUGCCUUUUAACUGGGGUGCAGGUCGUCAUAAACACCAAACCAGCCAUCAUUUGCAGGAUGCGUCAAACGUAGUCCGCGAUGAACGUGUUCCAGGUUUCUUUCAGUCUCCUACUUCUGCUGCUUAUCAACACCAUGCCAAUCCUGACCCAUAUGCCAUUGUAUCUCCAGCAUCUCUCACUCCUGACUUCGAUCAAUCUCCGUCUUCAUAUUAUCACCGUGACAGCCCUCCCAGGUUUUCGAGACCUUUGUCAAUGACCAUCUUAAAUGACCCUGCAUUCUCCUCCGAUCCUCGUGUUCAUCCGCAUUUCCCACUCAUUAGUCCUACAUUCUACAAGGAACUCCCAUCUAAAUCUCCUCUUGUCAACAAUCCCUCCCAGACCACUCCCAGUGACGUCUCCCCUCAUCAGGAAGUGCUCUGUCCUGUAAAGGAUCCAGACCUUGUUUCACACUCGCCUGGUUCGGAAGAAGCUCACAUGUCGCCGACUGCCUCUCCUUCAGUAUCUUUAGAUUCUGACUCCCACACCGGUCUCUCUGCUUUCACGUCGCCUACUGUACCAUCUGCUACAUCUCAUUCCCACUCGCUGAAUGAUCCCACGUUACCUCGUAUUGUUGUGCCUUCGCAGCUUUCGUCUUCGUCAGGUCAUGACCCAGGGUCUUCGCCAGCCAUGUCCCCUACUUCUAAUCGUCCUACCCCAACACGUAUUGUUACAGCUCCAGAGCAGCGAGAAAAAGUGGUGAAACCUACCCCAAUGCGCUCUGACUCGACUCCAGUUCAUGCAGAUGGUAGCAACAGGCCUACGGGAAAACAUCGUAUGAAGAAUUUCAUCCGACGCUUCACAAUCUCCCGCGCCCUCGAUCGAAUCGACGAAAUGGAUGAGACCGAUCCUUUUGGAGCAGGAUGGCAACAUGCCGGUCCUUACGAUGCUAUUGGUAGCAAUCUCGCGCAACUCGGGCCAGCUCACAUGUAUAAUGACAUUGAUGUCCUGCGAGGCGAUUUCCAUACUAAAUCUAAGCGUGAGAAUGCCCAUCGUCAGGUGCGGACCCAGAAACUCCCCAGAUUGCCUCCGAUUGGUCCAGGAGUCAGUCGACCGUCUCUACAUUUCGUCCCUGGGCAAAUUAUUCCAUCUGGUGCUACAUCGCCGCCUAUGCAUACCACUCAGGCCAAAACCGUAAUUGCGAACCCAGAUCUUCGUAAUCUAAAUUCGAACCAGUUAGAACCCAGUCACGCCAGAGACCACUCUCCUCUUUACCACCAUCCGCCCGAAGCGCCGCCUUCUCAUUCAUCGUCACGUGCACCCGCCAGCAAGUCUGCUUCUCGGAUCCAUCGCUUUGGUGACGAUAUACCUCACAUACCACAACGGCCAGCUCAUGAUGAGCUCGCGCCUUAUCCCCUCUAUCAAAUACAUUCUGCCCCCGGUUUACCGCCGGGUCAUAAUGAACGAUAUCUUGAAACUCGGUCACAAGCUCGCGGAGAUGCAAAUCAGGCAACGCCUUUUUCAUCACCGCUCAUUGUUGAACCACCUGAUGGUCAAGCGAUCGACCCGGCGAACUCCCUUUCUCGUCAUCAUAGAACUCACUCAUUGGACAGCUCGCUCACGCGCACCACCACACCUACGCAAUCUAUAUCUCGCACUCAAAAUGGCUUACAGCCACCGCGCAAUCAUCACCUUCCAAAACGCCUCGUCAUGCCUGCUCUGCUUCAGUCCGCGCAAGCACUACCUCAACAACAACCCCUGGAUAUAUAUCCCCGAACUGACCCUUACGAUCUCCACCCCGAGCCUGACCCCUUCCCACUAACCAAAGACCACAGUCACGAAUCGGCAGCAAUGUAUCACCAAGGCCGAAACCUACUCCGGAAGAAAGCAGCCGUCUUCCCUGGAAAUCUGCCUUUGCCAACGCAUGUGCCUGGAGCGCAUGCUCACUCAAACCCUCCACUGGCAAAACAUCUGUCCUUGUCAGCAACCGAUACUGGGAAGGUCAAGGAAGUAGUUCAUCGGCGAAGGCUGAGUAAACGGAAACAUGAUAUCUGAUUCAUGUUGUAACCCUUUUUCUGGACUUUGACAGGUUCUGAUAUGGAGAUGGAGGACGAUCCGACCACUUAUCGAGGUGCCUUGGCUAUGGACCUUGGUACACCAAUCGCAUUAACUGAUAACCCACGCAGUAUUCCUAGAUGUUCUUGAUUCUUCUGUAUGUGUUUUUAGCACGACUGUGGAAUUGAUGCACUUUUCUUC
Molecule: messenger RNA, 2402 nt
Organism: Suillus fuscotomentosus
Lineage: Eukaryota; Fungi; Basidiomycota; Agaricomycetes; Boletales; Suillaceae
Exons: 4
Coding region: 171-2201 (676 amino acids)
Source: RefSeq, a predicted model, not a curated record